This is a messenger RNA of Salvia hispanica, 426 nucleotides long. NCBI's taxonomy places the organism in Eukaryota, Viridiplantae, Streptophyta, Magnoliopsida, Lamiales, Lamiaceae. The record is from RefSeq and is a predicted model, not a curated record.
AUGAAUAUGAAGGCACUGGCCUGUGAAGAAGAAAGGAAGCUGCAACUACAGGAGCUGGAGGAGCUAAGGCUGGAAGCAUUUGAUUCGACAAUGUGGUAUAAGGAGAGAACAAAGCUCUGGCAUGAAAGGAACCUCCGGGUCAAGGAACUACGAGUUGGGAAAAAAGUACUUCUUUUUCAAUCUCAGCUUAAGCUAAUGUCUGGGAAGCUGAAAUCAAAGUGGAUAGGCCCAUACACCAUCGUCGGCCUUCGAGCAAAUGAAGCAGUGGAAAUCCAAGGAAGCGCCCCAAAUUCUGUUCCCUUCCUCGUCAAUGGACAUCGGGCAAAUGAUUAUUCUCAACGAAUUCCUGGGUCAGGUAAAAUGGGAACAAAAUUUUAUCUGUGCACUGACCUAGGGAAUCUUGAGAAUACUCAUCUGCAGGUGUAA